Molecule: messenger RNA, 759 nt
Organism: Chenopodium quinoa (quinoa)
Lineage: Eukaryota; Viridiplantae; Streptophyta; Magnoliopsida; Caryophyllales; Amaranthaceae
Exons: 1
Coding region: 1-759 (252 amino acids)
Molecular function (GO): nucleic acid binding; zinc ion binding
Source: RefSeq, a predicted model, not a curated record
AUGGAACUAGAAGAAGAUUUAUUGGGGUUGGAACGUUUCCGCAGAGCGAGGGUGAUGAUUAAUAUUAAUAAACCUUUGCGAAGGUUUCAGCGUAUUAGAGACAAAAGAGGCAGGGUUGUUUGCGUUGAAUUUGCGUAUGAACGAUUGCCAUUUUUUUGCUUCGCUUGCGGAGUUAUAGGGCACUCGGAGAAAGAUUGUGAUAUGGUGUCCGAGGAGAGUAAGGCCGCAAAACUUGGUCGGGGGAGAUGGCUUAGGGCGUCUCCGAGAAAGGGGAAAUCAAAGGAGGAGGAGGAAUUAAGUGCGAUCAUGGCUGCUAGAAAGCAGCUCUUUGUUGUGAAGGGGGAUGUUGCGAGUUCUGAAAAAUUAGAGAAGGAAAGGGAGCUGACUAAGCUCAAGGAGGGGCAGGGAGUGCUGCAGUUGGGGGGUGCUUUAGUAGUGGACAACGUGGAGGAGGGUGCUGUCAGACUUAGCGACAAUAUAGAGGGCGAGCAGGAGGGGGAGACCGUGUUAAGUACUUGUUUGGGGGGGGAGCAGGGGGAGAGGGUGAGUAAGGGGUGGAAGAAAUCAGUAAGAUUAAAAGAAACUUAUGACACAAUCAUGAGGGAGGAGGGAAGUGUGAUACUUGGUAAAAGGGGAAGGGAUGAUGGUGAGAAUGUCGGUGGGGAUGGGAGUGUGGCUAAAAUAGCAGUAGAUGAGAAUGAUAUCUCUGGAUGGCGAGUGGCGGAGGCUGUGCUUAAACAGCCCCGCCUAGCUCAAUGA